Entelurus aequoreus (snake pipefish) is the source of this 2983-nucleotide messenger RNA. RefSeq names its product zinc finger protein Eos-like. The record is from RefSeq and is a predicted model, not a curated record. The transcript has 8 exons. Gene Ontology annotation, molecular function: DNA-binding transcription factor activity; RNA polymerase II cis-regulatory region sequence-specific DNA binding. Gene Ontology annotation, biological process: regulation of transcription by RNA polymerase II. Bases 120 to 1793 code for a protein of 557 amino acids. NCBI's taxonomy places the organism in Eukaryota, Metazoa, Chordata, Actinopteri, Syngnathiformes, Syngnathidae.
AAAAAAAAAAAAAAAGAAAUAAAAAAGCAGAAGAAAAUCCUAGAGAUGCUGCCGUCGCUUGGGAAAACAAACAGCUAUCCAGGCACUUAAAAAAGAGGGAAACAAGGAGCGGUGACCAGAUGCAGGCAUCUGGUGAAAGAAUGAAUGCUGGGGACUGCAAUGGAUGCUCUUAUGCAUCAGGCAAUGGUAGAGAGUCAACCACGGAACAGGACUUUUACGGUCCAAACAGUCAGCAUUCCUCAACACCUUGCUCCGUUACUGAACACUCUAUCAAGGUGGAGCUGUGCAGCGAAGAUGGAUCACCACAGCCUGAGAACAGAGGGGCUGUCAGAGAUAGUAGCUGUGGGGAUGACAGAACAGAGCUGAAUGCAGAAGGGAGUGCAGAGCACACUGGGGUCGGACAAGGUAAUCUUUACAGUGAGAUGGCCACUUCCAAUCAUGCUUCCCCUGGACCCAUUCGGCUUGCCAGUGGCAAGCUCCAAUGUGAUGUGUGUGGGAUCAUCUGCAUUGGACCCAAUGUGCUGAUGGUGCACAAGCGAAGUCACACUGGUGAGAGACCUUUUCAAUGUAACCAGUGUGGAGCAUCCUUUACCCAAAAGGGCAACCUGUUACGCCACAUCAAGCUGCAUUCUGGAGAGAAACCUUUCAAAUGCCCCGUUUGCAACUACGCUUGCCGGCGGAGGGAUGCCCUGGCUGGACAUCUAAGAACACAUGCAGUUUCUUCACCGUUGGGGGGAAAACCUUUCAAGUGCAGCUACUGUAGUCGCAGCUACAAACAACAAAGCACUUUGGAUGAUCACCUAGAGCGCUGCCACAGUUUUCAAAAGAGCCAGGACCUGCAGGCUGCAGUCAACACGCUGACAGAACAGCACAGUGGUGAGUCGCUAGAUAUCGAGCCAAUAGCCAAACCUGCACUGGAGCCGUCCAAUGAGAAACCACACUUUGUUGAUAGAUUAGCUGCUAGCAUCACCAAACGAAAGAGGUCGACGCCACAGAAGUUUCUUGCUGACAAGUACAUCCAUCUUGACCUUCCUGAAGCACCUUAUGAUUUGUCCUCUGGUUCAGAGAGGGACGGGGAGCAUUUGACCCCCCAGCCAGCUAAUGAGUGCACUGGAUCGGGCAAGAAACAACUGCAAGACUCCAGGAGGAAACUGUCUCAAAUCCAUCCUGCCUUUUUGUCUGAGCUGCGCACCGUUAUGAGCUCCAUCCAAAGCAAUGUGCCUCCUCCAGGAGCCUCGAGCGGGCUCACAAUGGCGCCUCUGGUACUAUCCGGUCAAGAUGUAGGUGAAGGGUGCGAUGGUCAGCCCUCAGCCCACAGCCACACCACCUCACCCAACGGAUGUCCCGACUCUACAGACACAGAGAGCACAGCUGAAGAGCACAACGCAAGGGCUGCAGCACACACAAGUACCUCCAACAACAACCAGCACCUCCACUACCAAACCGUAGGACUGCCCCACAGCCCUCCCACCUCCAGCCCCAGCCAGGCCAAAGAAAUGGACCUAGACUGGGACAGAGCGUGCCCUGCACCCCUCACUCCAAUGAAGAGGAGUGCUGGCUCUCUAUUCCCCUCCAGGGAGGCGGUGCAGGUUCUGCACAGAGACGGCCAGCGCCUACGCUCUUUCCACUGCCGCCACUGCCACAUCCUCUUCCUGGAUCACGUCAUGUUUACCAUUCACAUGGGCUGUCAUGGCUUCCACCAACCAUUUGAGUGCAACAUCUGUGGCCACCGCAGCCGGGACCGCUAUGAGUUCUCCUCACACAUCAGCAGGGGAGAGCACCAGGUGGCCUGAGGUGAGCGGGUAGGGGCGAGAUGAAUGGACGUGACUGUUUUACUCAGAACGUCGCAGGCUCAUGUUCUUUCUGCACCAGAUCCUAUUUUCAAUCUCCAGUGUAAAAAUUUGAAUUUGAGGUUUUAUUCUGGCGUUAUCUACUUCACUAGAGCAGAGAGCAGAAUUUAAAAAUUCAUGACAGCAAAUGAUAUACUACGAUUGAUUGCUAUCUCUUACUAAAUCAUCUGGCAAAAUGUGAUUUUGCUUAAAAAGUGCCUUCUUGGAGGAUUUCCUCAAAAGUAAAAAAAAAAAAAAAAAAAAAAUGCUCAAAAAAGGUUGACUAGCCAUCUUUUCCUACAAUUUAAGAUGCUUCAUGAAACGGUGGUGUGCACAGGCAGUAAAGAAAGCACCGUGUUUACAUUUUAAGAAUUGUAUCAGGAUGCACUAUUCAAAGUGUGAGGCGGGCCUCCCCUAAGAGUUGUUAGAAGACACCAGAGGAGGCAGGGCAGUUUGGAAAAAACAUUUUCGAAACCUAAGCUGACUUCAGUUAUGUUUAAAGUAAGGCUGUUAAGUUAACGCAUGCGAUUAUUCACAAAAAGUUAGCGCAUUAAUCAUGUAGAAACUCAGACUAAUCACGCAAUUAAUUGUGCUGCACAUGUGACAAUCUGUCACUUAAUUUCUGUUUGUUUCCUUGUUUUUGUAUUUUCUUCCCAUCAGUGCUCUUAUUUUAUUCCAUUUCCUGUUUGUUCCGCGGAGCACUGUGUUUUUUCCUCACCUGCCGUUGAUUGGCAGCCGGUCCACACCAGCUGCCAAUCAGCAUGUUCUAUUUAUGCUUGUCUCGUGCACUCCUCAGUGCUCGAAGAUCGCUUUGUGUUGGGACCUACUUCACGCUAGACUGCAUUCACUUUCUGUUGAUGAUAAUAAAACCAUCUUCCCUCCUCCUCGCUCUCCUGGUUCCUGCAUCUUGGGGUCACAAACAAUUGCAGCCACGCGAGUUCCUCACAGGAAGUUGCUUUUAUACCCAAUCAUGGCACCCACCUGUUCCCAAUUAGCCUGUUCACCUGUGGGAUGUUCCAAAUAAGUGUUUGGUGAGCAUUCCUCAACUUUCUCAGUCUUUUUUGCCACUUGUGCCAGCUUUUUUGAAACAUGUUGCAGGCAUCAAAUUCCAAAUGAGCUAAUAUUUGCAAAAAAUAACAAAAGUUUACCAGUUC